AUGUUCAAUUUUUUCGCCGCAAAUGAUCCAAAUUACUUCGAUUAUGUGGUUCGAGUUACACAAGAUGGCAACGGCGGAUAUAAUUUUGAUUCUAUUUAUCAAAAAUCUCAAAAAGUUGCCGAUGAUUUAAAUAAACAACUGGGAAACUUCUGUUUUCCAUAUAAAGAUACUCCAUUACCAGCAUCAGAAACACAGACAUACUAUUUUGCAUUUACAGAUGAAAAGAAACAAUAUUCGUACUGUUUCGUUCAUUCUAGAGAAGAAAACUUAGUUCGUAGUGCUUUUACGUUAGUUUCAAGAUACUUCCACCCAUCGUUAUUCUGUGAAAUUGUUCAAAGUGUUGCAAGCUACUAUUCAAAAUCGAAAUCUGAUGCAGAAUCAUUUUUAAAUAAUAUACUUCAUCUUCAGCUUAUCAGAAGACCGUACGACUGGUCAUUUACUAUCAAAGCAGGCCUUGAACUCCAAAACUUUGAUCAUUUAAGCCCAGAAAACGAGAUUAUGAAAUUACAAACGUUUUUAUAUUCUAGAUUUGCAGUAAACGACAUCUUAGCAUCAAUAGUUGCUACAAUGCUUGAUGCUCGUAUCAUAAUUUUGUCUUCCAACAUCGAAUUACUUGGCCAAACUGUAUUUUCGAUCUUAGCUUUACUUUAUCCACUUAGAUGGCAGGGAACAUUCAUUCCUUUGCUUCCAAGUGUUGCACUUACCGCUUUAGAAGCUCCUUUCGGCUACUUAAUUGGUGUUCAUUCAAUUAUGGCCUCAAAACUACUUGAGGAAUCAGUUGAAAAGUACUUUGUUAUGAAUGUUGAUUGCCACUAUUCUGUUGUCAUCGGUAUGGAUGACUUUCCAGCCGAAAUUUUGGAUUUAAUUGAUAUUUAUUCGAACAAAAUCAGAGAACAGAUCGCUAAAUAUAAACCAAUAUUCCCAAUGAUGUACAUACAAGUCCUUGUUCGUGAAUUUAUGAUCCAAAUCUUCUCCACGGCCUAUGGAUAUCCAAUUUCUUCUCCAAACGACCUUGCUGCUGGUUUUACACGUUACAAAGAGAAUCUUUCGGAAGAUUUCCCAGCGGUUAUCAGCCAAACACAGUUCGUUGACGUAUUUAUUCAUCAAUGUUUGCAAGAUGACCUCGAAGAACGCGGAAACCUCGAAGAACAGAGGAGCCAGUCAAUGGAAAUAAUCAAAGCAUUCUGGCCAGACCAAGAAGUCACUGUUGCGAAGCAAGAAAAAAGAAGGAGAAGCAAUGCAAAGAAAAUUAAGUCCGUUGACACUUCACCGGCCAUUAAAACGUUCAAGACAUCAAAGGCAAAGCUUGUUGAUAUCCAUCCGAAGGCUUCUGAAGCUCCUCAUGAGACAAGACCAAGAUUAUUGUUAAAUGAUGACAUGAACCUCUUCAGUAACGAAAUGGAAAAGAAAUAA
Messenger RNA from Trichomonas vaginalis G3, 1413 nucleotides. RefSeq names its product Rab guanyl-nucleotide exchange factor protein. Gene Ontology annotation, cellular component: intracellular membrane-bounded organelle; cytosol. The record is from RefSeq and is a predicted model, not a curated record. Bases 1 to 1413 code for a protein of 470 amino acids. Gene Ontology annotation, molecular function: guanyl-nucleotide exchange factor activity; phosphatidylinositol phosphate binding. Gene Ontology annotation, biological process: endocytic recycling; endocytosis. The transcript has a single exon. NCBI's taxonomy places the organism in Eukaryota, Parabasalia, Trichomonadida, Trichomonadidae.